UAAAAAUAUUCAAGAAAACAAUCGUUAAUAUCAACGCUUCUCGUAGAAUGGUAACCUGACGUCACUUCCGGGAGGUGUUUCCGUUAGAGAUGGACGAUACUCUUCAACUAGCUGAUGGAGGAUUCACUAAAAAUGUGGCUCAGUCAGGAAGAAGAGCCCGUCAGACAUCAGAGAUGAUCGCUGCUGAAGACUCUCAUCAGAGGAAAUCAUCUUCAUCCAUCAGUACUGCAGCUGAGGGUCCUCCACCUAAACCAGCACGGCGGCAGGGCGGAUGGGCAGAAGAAAGCACAGGAAGUGGAUCGGCCAAAUCCGGACGGCGUUUAGCAGCAGAAGAUCAGGAGGAUCGACGGUUGAGACCACAGACCCCUGAAGGCUCGGACAAUGACAGUGAUAUUCCAGUGAUUCCAGACCUGGAGGAGGUUCAGGAGGAAGAUCUCACCAUGCAGAUCGCUGCUCCUCCCAGUGUCCAGGUGAACCGAGUAAUGACCUACAGAGACCUGGACAUGGACCUGAUGAAGUAUUCUGCUUUUCAAACACUGGAUGGUGAGAUCGAUCUGAAGUUACUCACAAAGGUUUUAGCUCCAGAGCAGGAGGUGCGAGAGGAGGACGUCGGUUGGGAUUGGGAUCAUCUGUUCACCGAGGUUUCCUCUGAGCUCCAGACAGAAUGGGAUCAAGGAGAACGAGACGAUCAGUCUCCUCUUCCUGUGACCUGAGGACGGACGAGCGGUGUCCAGACGUCUCUCUCUGUAAUCCUCCGCAGACUUUAUUUGUUUAUAUACUUGACUAUUGUUCAUAUUGAAUGUUUCUUGAUGGCGCUGUUGUCUCAGUGUUCACCACAUCUUAAACCUUUGAGAGUUUCUCAUUAAGGUUAACCUUGGAAACACAGAUACAUUGUUUUUCUUAACCGGAUCAAUCUGGAGACAUUUGUCACCGCCUGUAGUAUCUAGAAAAAGAGUAAAUCCAAGGUUAAUGAGCGAGUAAACUGAAAUCCAGUUGAUUGAGUUAAAAUGAACUUUGCACAUCCGA
Misgurnus anguillicaudatus (oriental weatherfish) is the source of this 1026-nucleotide messenger RNA. The record is from RefSeq and is a predicted model, not a curated record. NCBI's taxonomy places the organism in Eukaryota, Metazoa, Chordata, Actinopteri, Cypriniformes, Cobitidae.